AUGCACGUGCUGGGCAGUAUGGUCAUGGCCAUGCUGCUUCGAGGAACCAUUGUCAUGUACAAGAUCCUCUACAUGAUGAUGUUCCUCUCCUGUGUGGCGCUCUACCAGGUCCAUUACGAGUGGUGGCGAAGAAUCCUGAAGUACUUCUGGAUGUCGGUGGUGAUGUACACCAUGCUGGUGCUCAUCGCUGUUUACACCUUCCAGUUCAGAUCCGACACAGCGGGCAACAAAGACAGCUUUCGGGACCUGGGCCUUGAGAAGUUCUCGGUCUCAGAGCUGUUCACCAGGAUUUUCAUCCCCACGUCCUUUCUGCUGGUGUGCAUUCUCCACCUGCACUACUUCCACGACCGCUUCCUGCAGCUCACCGACCUCCAGGCGGUGGUGGCCAAAGAGGAGAGCACUAUCUACAGGCUGGUUCACCCGGACGGCAGCCUGGCAGACCUCACCAUGCUCAGCGCAAGCUCUGGGGACGCCUCGCUGUCCAAGAGCAAGGAUGAGGAGCAGGGGCCCCAAAGCGUGCGGGCCGACUGCGGCGUCUCCAAAGAGCAGACCCUGGUUGUGGUGGCGGAUGAUGCGAGUUCGGCCGGUACCAAGCCUGGCAGCCUCUCCGACGCCAGGCAGUCCAGCACAGACGAAAGCCACCUCUUCAGCGUGGGCACUGAGCCAGGACAGAGCACCGAGCAGAGCUCCGACCUGAAGAACAAAUGGCACCUGGUGAUCGACCGGCUCACCGUGCUCUUCCUGAAGUUCCUGGAGUAUUUUCACAAGCUGCAGCUGUUCAUCUGGUGGCUCCUGGAGAUCCACAUCAUCAAGAUCGUGUCUUGCUACAUUGUCCUGGUUGCCAUCCGUGAGGUGUCUUUGCUGAACUAUGUUUUCCUGGCGUCGUGGGCCUUCGCGCUGCCCUACAGCCAGUAUCGACCUCUGGCCUCCAGUGUUUGCUCCGUCUGGACAUGUGUCAUCAUCGUGUGCAAAAUGCUGUACCAGCUCACGUCUAUCAAGCCGUCGUCCUUCUCCAAGAAUUGCACCAUGCCGGCAGCCUACUCCACUAAGCAAGAGGAGGAGAUGCAGGACUCCGUGCUCUAUAAGGGGCCGGUGGAUCCAGCCAACUGGGUGGGCCUGCAGAAGAACGAGGAACUGCUGGACUACAUCAGGCACAACCUCCUCAUUCUGGCACUCUUGGCGUUCGAGGUGACCAUCUACCGCCAUCAGCAAUACUUCCGACUGAGAAACAAGCUGUCGCCUCCCGCUGCCAGGAUCAUCUUCCACGAUAUCACCCGGCAACACCUGGACAUCGGCAUCAUCUGCUUCAUCAAAUACUUCAUCAACUACUUCUUCUACAAGUUUGGACUUGAGACGUGCCUGCUGUUGGUCGUCAACGUGAUCGGGCAGCGGAUGGACUUCUACGCCAUGCUGCACGCCUUCGCCCUGAUAACGGUCAUGUACCGACGCAGGAGGAAAGCCAUCGCCGAGAUCUGGCCCAAGUACUGCUGCUUCCUGGCCUGCAUGAUAACCUUCCAGUACUUUGUCUGCAUCGGGAUCCCCCCCGCCGCCUGUAAAGACUAUCCAUGGAGAUUCCCAAGCUCCAAGACAGACUCCAAUGUGGUCAAGUGGCUCUAUGUCCCCGACUUCCUCUCCAGGCCCAAUCCAUCCUUCCUUAUCUACGACUUCAUGCUGCUGCUGUGUGCCUCAAUGCAGAGGCAGGUGUUUGAUGAUGAAAACAAGGCGGCCGUCCGCAUCAUGGCCGGAGACAACGUGGAGAUCUGCAGGGAUCUGGACGCGUCCUCCUUCAGUGUUCACAACCCCGUCCCGGACUUCAUCCACUGCAGAACCGAAGAGUGGAUGACUGACAAGAAGGUUCACUCGGUUUAUUUAAUCCAGCAAUAG
Molecule: messenger RNA, 1884 nt
Organism: Entelurus aequoreus (snake pipefish)
Lineage: Eukaryota; Metazoa; Chordata; Actinopteri; Syngnathiformes; Syngnathidae
Product: piezo-type mechanosensitive ion channel component 2-like
Exons: 13
Coding region: 1-1884 (627 amino acids)
Source: RefSeq, a predicted model, not a curated record